Messenger RNA from Fusarium pseudograminearum CS3096, 567 nucleotides. RefSeq lists its product as uncharacterized. Gene Ontology annotation, biological process: protein histidyl modification to diphthamide. The record is from RefSeq and is a predicted model, not a curated record. The transcript has a single exon. Bases 1 to 567 code for a protein of 188 amino acids. Gene Ontology annotation, molecular function: metal ion binding. Lineage: Eukaryota; Fungi; Ascomycota; Sordariomycetes; Hypocreales; Nectriaceae.
AUGACAUCUUCGCAGUCUAUAUCCUCGUCGGCUGGCACAGCCACGCACUACCAGGUUCUCAACAUUACAUCUGCUCUCCUCGACACCCAACAUGACUCUACGCCCCUCAUAAAGCGCGCCUAUCAUCGGGCCCUCCUCCGUAACCACCCAGACAAAGUCGCAAACUCAGAUCCAUCAUCAGUUUUCUUCACUGUUGAUCAAAUCACCACGGCACUCAACGUUCUUUCCAGUCCUUCUGCCCGCGCCGCCUACGACGCCGCACUACGAGUGUCUCGCCCGACCGGGGCAGCUGGCCGGGAUGGCUCCUAUCAGACUGGCGUAGAAAAUGUCGAUCUGGAUGACUUGGCUUUCGAUGAGAAUCAAGAAUGCUGGUACCGUCCUUGUCGAUGCGGAAAUGAGCACAGCUACGAGUUUCGUGAGGCUGACUUGGAGGAAGUGAGUGAAGAGGGGGAGCUCGUGGUUGGCUGCCUUGAUUGCAGCUUGUGGCUGCGGGUUCACUUUGCCGUACUGGAUGAAAAUGAAGACGAUGCACAACCUUCAAGUACUGCUUCUAAAGACAAAAUUUAA